AUGCCAAAAUCCCUGUUGUUCUUCUACUGUUACAUUGGUUUUUCUCUUGUUUUUGCUCAACCUGCUCCGAAUGAAGAAGUCUCGAUCUUGAUGUCGAUAAAAUCAGCUUUGGUUGAUCCAAUGGACUGCCUCAAAGACUGGAAAAUGCCAAGCAAGAGUGUUGAGAAUGAGUUAGUUCAUUGUAACUGGACUGGCGUUUGGUGCAACUCCAAAGGCUUUGUGGAGAAGCUUGAUCUCUCCAACAUGAAUCUCAGCGGCCGCAUGUCGGAUCACAUUCAAGGCUUGACCGGCCUCUCUUCUCUCAACAUUUGCUGCAACGGGUUCGAGGCAUCCUUGCCGAAAACUCUGUCCAAUCUCACCUCACUGAGGACUAUUGAUGUGAGCCAAAACUACUUUGUUGGCAAGUUUCCAACAGGUCUUGGAAGUUCUGCGGUGUUGACUUUGGUCAAUGCAUCGAGCAACAACUUCUCCGGAUUCCUUCCUGAGGAUCUUGGCAACGCGACAUCGCUCGAGAGCUUGGAUUUCAGAGGGAGCUUCUUUGAAGGUUCAAUUCCUUUAUCCUACAAGAACCUGCAAAAGUUGAAGUUUCUUGGCCUUUCGGGUAAUAAUCUCACUGGAAGAAUCCCACCAGAGCUUGGCCAACUUUCAUCUCUUGAGACUAUUAUUCUUGGAUACAAUGAGUUUGAAGGUGAAAUCCCAGCUGAGAUUGGAAAUCUUACAAAUCUUCAGUAUCUUGAUUUGGCAGUUGGGAGUCUCAGAGGCCAAAUUCCACCCCAGUUAGGCAAGCUGCAGAAACUCACCACAGUUUAUUUGUUUAAAAAUAGCUUUACAGGAAAGAUUCCACCAGAGAUUGGUAACAUUAUAUCUGUAGUGUUUUUGGAUCUUUCUGAUAACCAGAUUUCAGGGGAGAUCCCAGUAGAGCUUGGAGGGUUGAAGAAUCUGCAGCUUUUGAACUUGAUGUGCAAUAAUCUAACCGGUUUGGUUCCUGAGAAGCUUGGAGAGUUGACAAAGUUAGAGGUUCUUGAGCUGUGGAAGAAUUCUUUGACGGGUCCUUUGCCAAUGAGCCUUGGAAAGAACUCUCCAUUGCAGUGGUUAGAUGUGUCUUCAAACUCAUUAUCAGGUGAGAUCCCACCAGGUUUAUGCGACUCUGGCAAUCUCACUAAACUCAUGCUCUUCAACAACUCGUUUUCUGGUUCGAUCCCAUUAGGCCUUUCAAAUUGUUUGUCCUUGGUCAGGGUUCGGAUUCAAAACAAUCUCAUUUCUGGGACAAUCCCAGUUGGCCUGGGAAGUCUACCUAUUCUUCAAAGGCUGGAAUUGGCCAAAAACAAUCUCACUGGCCAUAUUCCUGCAGAUAUUGCUAUGUCUACGUCGCUUUCUUUUAUAGAUGUCUCUUGGAAUCACCUUGAAUCAUCUAUUCCCUCUAGUCUUCUCUCCAUUCCAAAUCUCCAAACUUUCAUGGCCUCAAACAACAACCUGAAAGGUAAAAUCCCAGAUGAGUUCCAAGGUUGCCCUUAUCUCUCUGUGCUUGAUCUUUCAAACAACCAUUUCUCUGGACAAAUCCCAGAGAGCAUUGCUUCUUGUGAAAAGCUGGUGAAUUUGAACCUCAGGAACAACUCUUUCACAGGGGAAAUCCCCAAAGCACUUUCCACAAUGCCCACAUUAGCCAUCCUUGACCUCUCCAACAACUCUCUUGUUGGUCGUAUACCCGAAAACUUUGGAAGCUCACCAGCCUUGGAAAUGCUCAACUUGUCUUACAACAAGCUUGAGGGUCCAGUUCCCCACAAUGGGAUCCUAAUGACCAUAAAUCCCAAUGAUCUCAUAGGCAAUCCGGGACUUUGCGGUGGCAUACUUCCACCAUGCACAAGAAGUUCCUCUUCAACAACUGGACACGCAAGGAACAUGCACAUCAACCAUGUCGCUAUUGGUUUCAUCGUUGGGAUUGUAGUGAUUUCUUCACUAGCUCUAGCAUUUUUUACGGGUAGAUGGGUGUACAGAAAGUGGUACUUGUACAACAGCUUCUUCAGUGACUUGUUUAAGAAGGAUAGUGAAGAGUGGCCUUGGAGACUAGUCGCGUUUCAGAGAGUGAACUUCACAAGCAGUGAGAUUCUUGCUUGUAUCAAAGAAUCAAACAUCAUUGGCAUGGGAGGGACUGGCAUGGUUUACAAGGCUGAAAUCCACAGGCCCCAUUCAGUCGUGGCAGUGAAGAAGCUGUGGAGGGAAGGAUCAGACAUCGAAGGAGGCGACGAUCUAUUGAGCGAAGUUAAUCUUCUCGGCAGGCUUAGGCACAGGAACAUUGUGAGGUUAUUGGGAUAUCUUCACAAUGAAACAGAUGUUAUGAUGAUCUAUGAGUACAUGCCAAACGGGAACCUUGGGACCGCUCUUCAUGGGAGUCAAGCAGGAAAGUUGUUGGUCGACUGGGUUUCGCGCUAUAACAUUGCGGUAGGAGUUGCUCAAGGCUUGCAUUAUCUCCACCAUGAUUGUCACCCACCAGUCAUCCAUAGGGAUAUCAAGUCUAACAACAUACUGCUUGAUGCAAAUCUGGAGGCCAGAGUUGCAGAUUUUGGAUUGGCAAGGAUGAUGAUCCAUAAGAAUGAGACUGUUUCAAUGGUAGCUGGAUCUUAUGGAUAUAUUGCACCAGAAUACGGGUACACAAUGAAAGUUGAUGAGAAGACAGACAUAUAUAGCUAUGGAGUUGUUCUUUUGGAGCUUUUAACAGGGAAGACGGCAUUAGACCCUGCAUUUGGAGAGUCUGUGGACAUAGUGGAGUGGGUUAGGAGAAAGAUAAGAAACAAGAAAGCCAUAGAAGAAGCUUUGGACCCUUAUAUUGCAGGACAAUGCAAGCAUAUCCAAGAAGAGAUGCUUCUUGUGCUAAGAAUUGCACUUCUUUGUACGGCAAAACUCCCCAAGGACAGGCCAUCCAUGAGGGACAUAAUAACAAUGCUGGGAGAGGCAAAGCCAAGAAGGAAAAGCAUUUGCCAGAAUUUGACACAAAAUGCAAGCAGAUCAGAGAGGCCCAUCUUUACCACCACCUCACCAGCAAAUAAUAAUAGCCCUCCUGUAGGUUCAUUUCUUCAAGCUGCUGCUUUGAUUUUUUAG
Morus notabilis is the source of this 3096-nucleotide messenger RNA. RefSeq names its product leucine-rich repeat receptor-like protein kinase PXL1. The record is from RefSeq and is a predicted model, not a curated record. Gene Ontology annotation, molecular function: protein binding; protein kinase activity; ATP binding. Gene Ontology annotation, biological process: protein phosphorylation. NCBI's taxonomy places the organism in Eukaryota, Viridiplantae, Streptophyta, Magnoliopsida, Rosales, Moraceae. The transcript has 2 exons. Bases 1 to 3096 code for a protein of 1031 amino acids.